Messenger RNA from Scleropages formosus (Asian bonytongue), 2819 nucleotides. RefSeq names its product Rho related BTB domain containing 1 (gene rhobtb1). Bases 412 to 2475 code for a protein of 687 amino acids. The record is from RefSeq and is a predicted model, not a curated record. The transcript is spliced from 10 exons. Gene Ontology annotation, biological process: small GTPase-mediated signal transduction. NCBI's taxonomy places the organism in Eukaryota, Metazoa, Chordata, Actinopteri, Osteoglossiformes, Osteoglossidae. Gene Ontology annotation, molecular function: GTPase activity; GTP binding; protein binding.
AGGAGGGAGGGCUGCUGACGUCACAAUGGAAGCCGCAGCCGCGCGCGCCGUGCGCUCGCGAACGGUUUCCUCUAUGCGCGUUUAGGACAGAGGGGAAAAUAGCGGGAAGGAGAGAGCCAGGCGCGCAUCGCAUCCAUCGUAACGCCGAACGAAAAUAAACAACACAAAUAAUAAUAAAAAAACUAAACUUUUUUUUUUUUUUCCCCCCACGGAGAGAUAAACACAGAACACGACAUGGUCCUCCUGCAGCGUUUCCCCAGCUAACGCCAGGCUCGCUCUGCAGUCCGGUAGCUACUACUAGUACACUAUUCUUUUGCUCUCUGAUCAAUUCUUGGGGGUUUUUCAAAAAAAAUUAAAAAAAUUAAAAAAAAAAAAAAAACACACAACGGGAAGAAGCCGUUGAACCUUGUUAUGGACUACGAGAGGCCAAACGUAGAGACCAUCAAGUGUGUAGUCGUGGGAGACAAUGCUGUAGGGAAAACACGACUCAUCUGUGCAAGGGCAUGCAACACCACGUUGACCCAGUACCAGCUCCUGGCCACCCAUGUUCCCACUGUUUGGGCCAUUGACCAGUACCGGGUUUGCCAAGAGGUGCUGGAACGCUCCCGUGAUGUUGUGGAUGAUGUUAGUGUGUCCCUACGGCUAUGGGACACGUUUGGAGACCACCACAAAGACAGGCGCUUUGCAUAUGGAAGGUCUGAUGUGGUGGUCUUGUGCUUCUCUAUUGCCAACCCCAACUCGCUCCAUCAUGUGAAGACUAUGUGGUAUCUAGAAAUCAAGCACUUUUGUCCACGGACCCCUGUGAUUCUAGUAGGGUGUCAGCUGGAUCUAAGAUAUGCAGAUCUGGAGGCUGUCAAUCGUGCACGGCGCCCAUUGGCCAGGCCCAUCAAACCAUGUGAUAUAUUACCACCGGAGAGAGGCCGGGAAGUGGCCAAAGAGCUUGGUAUUCCCUACUAUGAGACAAGUGUCUUUGACCAGUUUGGCAUUAAGGAUAUCUUUGACAACGCCAUUCGAGCUGCUUUGAUCUCACGGAGGCACUUGCAGUUCUGGAAAUCACACCUGCGGAAAGUGCAGAGGCCCCUUCUGCAGGCUCCUUUCCUACCCCCCAAGGCCCCGCCACCACUGAUAAGGAUCCCAGAAUGUCCUUCCACCAGCCAGAAUGGCCCACAACACCUACUGGACAGUCCUUUCUGUGCUGAUGUGAUGUUUAUUGUGCAGGACCACAUCCGCAUAUUUGCUCACAGGAUCUACCUGUCUACCUCAUCCUCCAAGUUCUAUGACCUCUUUCAGAUGGACCUCUCUGAUGAAUCUGAGUGUUUGGUUGUGACUGAACGGCACGGACGAGACCAACUGAUGAGAACCCUCAGCCUUGAUACAGAGGAGGACACCGCUGCCACACCCACUCUCUCCCCCUGCUCCCUCAGGGCAUCCAAGAGCGAUGGCACCCUGAAGAUGAUGAGUUUUAGUGGGAAGCACAGGAGGACCAAGCUGUCCCUGGCCUCCUGGAGCAAGGCUUUCUACAGCAUCCACAGAGAGACAGUCCUCAACCCCGUGACCAACACCCCAGCCCCCAUGACGGUGGUCAAGAUGGACUAUUCCAUCCAGCUUGGCCCAUUCAGCGCGGUCCUUCGGUUCCUCUAUACAGGGGAACUGGAUGAACAUGAGAAGGACCUCAUGAAAAUCGCUCAAAUAGCAGAGAUUCUUGAGGUCUUUGACCUAAGAAUGAUGGUGGAGAAUAUCAUGAAUAAGGAAGGUUUCAUGAAUCAGGAAAUUACGAAAGCGUUCCAUGUCAGAAAAGCAAAUAGGAUCAAAGAAUGCUUAGCUAAGGAUACUUUCACAGAUGUCAAAUUCAGUUUGGACGACGGAACCAUCCAUGCUCACAAGCCUUUGCUGAUAUCCAGUUGCGACUGGAUGGCUGCUUUAUUCGGAGGUUCAUUCAUGGAGAGCUCCAACAAUGAGGUCUCCUUCCCCAACACCAGCAGGGUGUGCAUGCAGGCUGUGCUGGAGUACCUCUAUACCAAUCAGCUUUCUCCGAUGGCAGACCUGGACCCGAUGGAGCUGAUUGCGCUGGCCAACAGACUGUGCCUUCCUCGACUGGUAGCUCUGACAGAACAAUAUGCUGUCAACGAGCUGCUGAAAGCCUCGAAAGAUGGACAGGAUAUAGAUGGAGAGGUCCUCACCUAUCUUGAAAUUGCUCAGUUCCAUAAUGCUAAUCAGUUAGCUGCUUGGUGCUUACAUCAUAUCUGUACUCAUUACAACAGCAUUUGUGCCAAUUACCGCAAAGAAAUCAAGUCCAAAUUACCAGAAAACCAGGAGUAUUUUGAGAAGCACAGGUGGCCCCCGGUGUGGUACCUGAAGGAGGAGGACCACUACCAGCGCGUGAAGAAGGAGCGAGAGAAGGAGGACGUGCUCCUCAAUAAGCAUCAUUCCAGGCGCAGGUGGUGUUUCUGGAGCACCUCAGCUGCGGUGGCCUGACUACGCUGUGCAAUUCAACCCUCUGACUGGGCUGUGUAAUUGGCCCAAUUAAUCGGGCCCCAUUAUUGGGUGAUGUGAUUGGCAGGAGUAUUUGGGCCCCUCUGUGACUGUGGCACUGGUGUGCGAUCGAAUCCGCUUCAAUAUUCUCUUGUCUUAACCUUCAGAGGAUGUAUCUGUUGAAGCACUGGUGUUAUUUUAUGUAUAAUGUUGGUCGAUAAUAACCCUUAUCCCGUUUGAAGCACAAAUGGUGUGCCCAGCGAAUAGGAGUCAUCAGACUGUACGGAUGAUGCCCCCCUCCCCAAAUACUGCUUUACACACACAGUGGAUGGAGAUUUUGUGGAUUG